GCUGCCUGUCCUGGCGGCUCACCCAAGCGGACUCACUGAGCGACGCGGGCGGGCUAUGACCCCAGGGGCGCUGCUGCUGCUGUUGCUGCUGGGGGCGUUGGGGGCGCCGUUCGCCCCGGGCGCCCGCGGCUCGGAGGCGGAGGGCCGACUCCGCGAGAAACUUUUCUCGGGCUAUGAUAGCUCGGUGAGGCCGGCGCGGGAGGUGGGAGACCGUGUCGGGGUCAGCGUUGGUCUCAGCCUAGCGCAAUUAAUCAGCCUGAACGAGAAGGAUGAGGAGAUGAGCACAAAGGUCUACUUAAACCUGGAGUGGACUGACUACAGGCUGAGCUGGGACCCUGAGGAGCACGAGGGCAUCGAUUCACUCCGCAUCACUGCCGAAUCCGUGUGGCUACCAGACGUGGUGCUCCUAAACAACAACGACGGAAAUUUUGAUGUUGCUCUGGACAUCAGCGUCGUGGUGUCCUCCGACGGCUCCGUGCGCUGGCAGCCCCCGGGCAUCUAUCGCAGCAGCUGCAGCAUCCAGGUCACGUACUUCCCCUUUGACUGGCAGAACUGCACCAUGGUGUUCAGUUCCUAUAGCUAUGACAGCUCAGAAGUCAGUCUGCAGACUGGCUUGGGUCCCGAUGGGCAGGAGCGGCAGGAAGUGCACAUUCAUGAAGGCACCUUCAUCGAGAAUGGUCAAUGGGAGAUUAUUCACAAGCCUUCUCGGCUAAUCCAGCCUCCAGUGGAUCCUAGGGGAGGCGGGGAAAGACGGCAUGAAGAAGUCACCUUCUACCUCAUCAUUCGCCGGAAGCCUCUCUUUUACCUGGUCAACGUCAUUGCCCCAUGCAUCCUCAUCACUCUUCUGGCCAUCUUCGUCUUCUACCUGCCACCAGAUGCAGGAGAGAAGAUGGGGCUCUCGAUCUUUGCCCUGCUGACCCUUACUGUGUUCCUGCUGCUGCUGGCAGACAAAGUGCCUGAGACCUCCCUGUCUGUCCCCAUCAUUAUCAAAUACCUCAUGUUUACCAUGGUCCUCGUCACCUUCUCAGUCAUCCUUAGCGUCGUAGUCCUCAACCUGCACCAUCGCUCACCCCACACCCACCAAAUGCCCCUUUGGGUCCGUCAGAUCUUUAUCCACAAACUCCCUCUGUAUCUGGGUCUGAAGAGACCCAAACCUGAGAGAGACCAGAUACCGGAGCCACCUCCUAUACCUCUCAGGGAUUCUCCAGGAAGUGGCUGGGGUCGGGGAACAGAUGAAUAUUUCAUCCGCAAGCCACCAAAUGAUUUUCUCUUCCCCAAACCCAACAGGUUCCAGCCUGAACUGUCUGCCCCGGACCUGCGGCGAUUUAUCGAUGGUCCAAACCGGGCUGUGGGCCUGCCUCCCGAGCUACGGGAGGUCGUUUCCUCAAUCAGCUAUAUCGCUCAACAGCUGCAGGAACAGGAGGACCACGACGCGCUGAAGGAGGACUGGCAGUUUGUGGCCAUGGUGGUGGACCGCCUCUUCCUGUGGACCUUCAUUAUCUUCACGAGUGUCGGGACCCUCGUCAUCUUUCUGGACGCCACGUACCACUUGCCCCCUCCCGACCCCUUUCCUUGAGGACGAGAGGGCCGAGACCGAGGUCCUCGGCCAGUUGAAUUGAGAGUUUGGUAGUACUCUCAAGCCCUAUCCCUUUCUGCGUCUUAAUAGGAGUCCAGUCCUCUCAUCAUUUCGUUUCUAGGGAGGAAGCCCAAGUGGGACUGGGCAGAUGGGGGCCUUGGGCCCACCUGAAAGGCACUAUCCGCUUAUUUACUCUUUGGCUUCUUGAAGAAGCUCCAUUGGAUAUUCACAUCUAGGUUGGCAAUGAAUGGAACAAAGAACAAGAACUAGAUUGUAAGCCUUCUGAGGGCAGGAACUAUGUCUGUUCACUGCAGUAUCCCCAGCACCUAGCACAGAGCCUAACCUAUACAGCCGGUACCUCUGGUUGAAUGAAUAGGGAAAUUUUUUUCUGUAAGGAAAUACACUAAGUAAUAGUGCUUAUGUUUGCAUGUUGGGACUAGUGGUCGUUUUUUCUUUGUUUUUACCUUUCUGUAGUUUAUUGUAUUUUGUAAUAUGUAUUAUCUUUAGGAUAAAAAAAGGUUAUUUCUUAAAGGAUGCAUUUGUAAUGAGGAUAAAAAAGCACACUGUAAAAACCUCAAGUUCCAGCUUCGGUGCUCAAACUUUGGACAAGCUACUAAACUGCUCUGUGCCUCAGUUUCCCCAUCUAUAAAAUGAAGCUAAUAAUAGUAUCUGCUCCCUAGUCUGAGGAUCAUAUGAGAAGAUGAGAACAAAAGCAUUAUACAGUGUACAUCAGAGGUUACAAACUGGUGUGUUUUGUUUGGCCCAUGCUGUUGGCCAGCAGAAUUUAAAAUUUGAAUUGGUUUGCUACUUUUAAAAUGUGGAUAUUUCACAGAGAAAUUUGGAUUUCUGGCUUCUCUUGAAACUUUUUAAGAACUACAGUAGCACCAGGUCUGAUUCCCCUGUUGGCAGCAACCUGCUAGAGCUGAUUAGUGGCUGCCCACUCUGGUCAAGGUAUUCGUACCAGAAUUCCUCGAAGGCCCCACCCACCUAACCACUCAUUUUACUUGCCCAUCCCUGCAUAACACUAGACAAAAUACAGGGGAAGGGAGGAGGGACAGGGAGUUGAAGCCGUGGGAGGCCAGGAGUGGAACAAGAAAGGGUGUUGGUGUCUCUUAUGGCCAUCACACAUUUUGUGCCUCAGUUUCCUUUCAGUUUGGAGAAAGGGCUUCAUCUGGGAGAUGAAGAUCUUGUGCCCAGCAGGCUUUGUGAACUGGACUGCGUUAAUGUUUCUGCCUGGAGGUCAGAGCAAAGUCAGCUUGAGCCUGGUGGCUGCAGCAAUUACAGUGAAGUACCUAGGGUCAACAGGCUCUCACACCUACUCAAUUGCUGGAAGUUGUUGUCCUAAGAGGGAGGAUAGGGCUACAACUUGUAGGGAUCCCUGUGGGACAAGGUUAGCAUGUCCCUGUCCAGCCAGACCCACCAGCCACGCCAAUAAUUGCACCUGGCAUCCCACUGCGGAGCACAGUUCGUUUGUCUUGUUGGUUUAUUGGCCUAGAGAGUUGGACACACACACAAAUGCGGAGAUAAAUAUUGGUCAGUUUCUCUAAAUCUGGGUCCUCACUACGUAUAGAGCUAGAGUCUGUAGAAUUCUAAAUCUUGCGUGCUGUGGCACAGAACCAGUGGCCUUCCCACUCUACCGUCACCCUUCUUCCCAGGGAACAUGGGGAAAGAGGGCACAAACUGACAGGACUUGAUAAUUCUCAAAAGACAAAAUUGCAAAAUCCCAAAUUUCCAACGUGUGAAAUUCACAAUAUUCAAGUUCCCCAACUCAGAUACAUGUAUUUUAAUCGCCAUUUCGCCACAAUCUCCUUUGUUGCCCAGAACCACCAAAUUCUGGAAACGGUUUUCCUAAAUCAUAUUUUCAAAAAAAUAAAUGUCUACAGUCUCAGUUCUCCCAAAAUGUCCAUGGUUUUAGAAUUUUGACCUGUUCUGAAAUUCAAAUUCCCUGGUCCAUCCUCAACCCCUUCCAUCUCUGUGCCUUUUUGCCUCAGAGGAGUGCAGGUUAAGGAUAUAGGGGGACUGUUAUCGCAUCUGCCCCCUGCCUCCAAGGCCUUCCUCAGUCUCUCUUGUGGUUCCGCUGUGUAUAUAUAUAUUUUUUUAUAUAUAUAAUUUGUGUGUAGAUAUAUAUGUAUUCUUUAUUAUGUACUUUUUUUCGCAGUUUUUCUAAAGUGCCAGAAACAAGAUUUGUGGGAAUUUUUUUAGUGAUUUUUUUUUUUUUUUUUUUUUUUGCAUUUUUCCCCGUUUUAAACUUUUCUCCCCCUUAAAAAUUGGAACUCGGUAUGGUACAUUCAGUAGGAAACUCUUCACUCGGACUGUGGCCAAGACCAAGAAAAGUGCAAAGAGACAGAGGAGGAGUGAAGGAGCGACACUCCUCCGUGGUUAACAUUCAGGGAGCCUGUCGAAAACCUCCCCUUUCCAUAUGCUGGGAGGGCGAGAAGAGGCAGGAGGAUGCUCCUGUCCCUCCCCACAAACCCCCUCCCUCCUAAAGCCAUGAUCUUGCCCUUUCAGCAUCAGUUGAGAGGGC
Molecule: messenger RNA, 4100 nt
Organism: Physeter macrocephalus (sperm whale)
Lineage: Eukaryota; Metazoa; Chordata; Mammalia; Artiodactyla; Physeteridae
Gene: CHRNB1
Product: cholinergic receptor nicotinic beta 1 subunit
Exons: 11
Coding region: 56-1576 (506 amino acids)
Biological process (GO): chemical synaptic transmission; signal transduction; monoatomic ion transmembrane transport
Cellular component (GO): neuron projection; synapse; postsynaptic membrane
Molecular function (GO): transmembrane signaling receptor activity; acetylcholine-gated monoatomic cation-selective channel activity
Source: RefSeq, a predicted model, not a curated record